UGAGUCUGGCUGGCAUGGGGGCUGGCACUGCACAGCUGGAGCUCCUGAUCCCUCUUGAGGCGAAAGGACAGAAGCAGACUUUCAGGGCUGCCUGAGGUUGUGAAGAGAAGCCUCACCCAGCCUGCAAUGGGGAGCAGUUCAAGCCAGCAGCCAGGCGUGGAGAAUAGUGACGGGGAUGCUUCCCAGGCCCUCUUCUUCCACCCCUUCACCCAUGGCUCCCAGGUCCUCCUGGAUGAGUUCCACCAUGUGGCUGAGCGGGCCAGCAGCUUCCAUGAUGGCAUCAUCUUCACCAACCGGCCCAUCCAGCUCCACGAGAAGGUGAUGCUGAAGAUCUUGAAGAAGGAGGCCCGUUGGCAUGGGGGGCUGAGGGUGGGCUUCACCUCCAUGGACCCCUCCAAGAUGGACCCUCGUCACCUCCCUCCAUUUGCAUGCCCCCACCUGGUCAUGCAGGGGAAAACCUGGGCUGCAGUCCUGCCAGACCAGUGCAUAAAGGAAGGCACCAUCCUCACGUUCUGGGUGGACCACAGAGGCAGAGUUUUCUUCCGCAGCCAGCAAGAGGCCCGGAAUUUGCCCCUGCUGAAGGGCGUCCCCGUGAAUGGCCAUCUCUGGGCCAUCAUUGAUGUCUAUGGACAGACCAAGGCAGUUCAGAUUCUGGAUCCCACAAGGCCCAGUGGAGGCAUCUGUGAUCCUGCCCCAGCCCCCAGGCCGUCGUAUCCUGCCAGGCCUCAUGAGGUAGCAUGCAGAGAUUACAGCUCUCUCCCAGGAGGCGACGUGGAGGAGUGUGUCAUUUGCCGCUCACACGAGGCCAAUGCUCUGCUGCAGCCCUGCGGCCACGCCACUCUCUGCCACUGUUGUGCCCAGGAGGUGUUCCACAAAAACCAGCCUUGCCCCUUCUGUCGGGAGAAGAUACAGGACAUCGUCCAGGUCAUCCCGGGAGCUCCAGCUCCUGGAACACGUCCGCCUGUUGGGAAUCAACCAUGUCCAGGCGGAUGGAUGGGCGGGGGCGGGGGGGUUUCUGAAACCUGCCCCAGUGAAGGAUAGAGCUCCUCCCCCCAGCACAACCCUGCUGCUGGCUCCCCUUGCUGUGGGGGUCUUGGCCGUGCCUUCUCCCCCGUCACUCUCUGCACCUUGCACAGGUGAUGACUCUCUAAUACUCUCCCCGGCCA
Mauremys reevesii (Reeves's turtle) is the source of this 1166-nucleotide messenger RNA. RefSeq names its product neuralized E3 ubiquitin protein ligase 3 (gene NEURL3). The record is from RefSeq and is a predicted model, not a curated record. Lineage: Eukaryota; Metazoa; Chordata; Testudines; Geoemydidae.